AUGAAACCCCAAUUCACAUCAAAUUUAUCCCUUCUUUGCAUUUCAAUAUGUCUGCUGUCGACGAGUAUCCAGAAACUCUCAUGGUUCGCAAAUGCUUUGUCAUUACCACCAAAUACCAACAGUCGUCGUGACUUUGUCGUCUCCUCGACCACAACGAUAAGCGCUGUUAUACUAUCAUCGAAACCAUGGGUUGCCAAUGCCGAUAUGCCCAUGCCACUGCCCAAUACGGAACCACGCAAUGUGGAUGUCGGGGGAGGUUUUGACUUGUUGCGCAGCGACACUACCAAAAUGCCAUUGGACGUACUGUAUCCUCCUUCCAUGGAAGGAUUGUGGGUGUGCAGUCGGAUCCCCACCUCGGUCGAAGGCGAUUUGUUUCAAGCCCAAGAAGUCUGGAAGGCGUUGGGAGGAAUUGAAUCCUUGGUCUUGACCAGCAAAGGAACGAACAAGCCGGAAACCUAUCUGACGAGAUUUCUAAAAUCGACAGAAAUGCCGGAAGAUGGGGUAGUGAACGAUCGCGGCUUUGAGCUAGUCCAACGACGAAAACAAUCACGAGCCGAACUACUAUCAUCACCACAAGUUACAUGGACGGUCGACCAACCAAAUGUAUUAAAGUAUUCCAUCAACAAUAGCAAUGACAAAUUUACAACCUUGACUGUCAAGAGUCGGACUGUCGAAUUGCCUUCGGAACAGAAAGCUGGAUUUGGCUUUAACGAACUGAUCUGUAUCGAAGAAGAUCGAGGAGGAGGAGAGGGAGCAAGUAAAAUGGCUAGUCUUGUUGGUAGUAACAACAAGAUUCUUCGAGCGGCCCAAAUCAAGAGACGAUAUAAGAGAUCCUACGACGACCAGGGGAAUCGAGUGGUGGAAGGUCUGGAAAUCAUCAAGACCUAUCGGGUCUUGGAUGGGAUCGCGGGGAUUGAAUUUCCGACAUCGACAGUCAAGUCCCAAAUACGAUUGACAAGGCCGCCAUCUUCUCCUUCCUAA
Cylindrotheca closterium is the source of this 981-nucleotide messenger RNA. The record is from the annotation of a GenBank genome assembly. NCBI's taxonomy places the organism in Eukaryota, Bacillariophyta, Bacillariophyceae, Bacillariales, Bacillariaceae.